GCUUAGACGCGUUGGGUAGGGUACUCCGACUCCGUUGAUGACGCCACUCUGUGCCUUGCUUACAGACAGACAGACAGACAGACAGACAGACAGGUUCCUGCUAUGCGUGCGUGCGUGCGUACGUGCCAUUUUGGUCGUUUGUGGCUGCUGCUGACGUUGUUGACGCUGCUGUCGCUGCUGCUGUCGCUGUUGCUGUUGAAACGCCUUGCCAUGCUACGCCUUCCUAUGCUACGCCAUAAAACCGAACCGAACCGAAUUAAACCGAGGAAUUUACAUGAGCAUUAAGUAAGGUGCGCGGAGAGGGGGUUUAGCUGAUGCUGAAGGACUCGCCGCAGCCGCAGGAUUCGGCUUU
Aplosporella prunicola CBS 121167 is the source of this 352-nucleotide messenger RNA. RefSeq lists its product as uncharacterized. Lineage: Eukaryota; Fungi; Ascomycota; Dothideomycetes; Botryosphaeriales; Aplosporellaceae. The transcript has a single exon. The record is from RefSeq and is a predicted model, not a curated record. The coding region runs from base 103 to 285 and encodes 60 amino acids.